This is a messenger RNA of Triticum urartu, 759 nucleotides long. Lineage: Eukaryota; Viridiplantae; Streptophyta; Magnoliopsida; Poales; Poaceae. The record is from RefSeq and is a predicted model, not a curated record.
CAAGAAAAGUCAGAGCAAAGCAUCUACGCGUGGAGGCGUGGAGCCCACGCACCUCCUUCCUCCGUUCCCCAAUCCCCCUGGAGGCGCGCCGCAUAUCAGCGGCGCCAUUGGGCGGCGAUGGCCUCGGUUAGGCCCCCUCUCCGCCGCCUCGCGCUGCUGCUUAACAGCCGCAUCCGCGCCAACAACCGCUUCCUCGCCUCCGCCUCCACCUCCACCUCCUCCUACCCCACCGCCGCCGCAGCCGGCACCGCCACCACCGAGACGCCGGCGCCGGAGGAGCCGGAGGUCGUCAGCAUGACGGAUAACUGCGUCCGUAGACUCAAAGAGUUGCAUACUAAAGAACCAUCUGCUAAGGGCAACAUGUUGCGCUUGAGCGUUGAAGCUGGUGGCUGUUCUGGAUUCCAGUACACCUUCUCACUGGAUAGCAAGGAAAAUGCUGAUGAUAGGGUCUUCGAGAAGAAUGGUGUUAAGUUGGUUGUCGACAAUGUCUCAUACGACUUCGUGAAAGGUUCAACAAUCGAUUAUGUAGAGGAAUUGAUAAGCUCAGCAUUUGUGGUUUCAACCAAUCCAAGUGCUGUUGGAGGCUGCAGCUGCAAGAGUUCCUUCAUGGUUAAAUAAUUCGAACAUUAGUAACUUUAAGAGGUAGCCUGACAGAACUUUGUGUUGCAUUUUUCUUGAAUUACUACAAUACUUCGAUACUUCCAAAUAAGUCCCUGUUAUUGCUACUAUCUUAGGAAUCUUAUGUAACCUACUGCUUUA